Salarias fasciatus (jewelled blenny) is the source of this 3530-nucleotide messenger RNA. It is a transcript of the gene irf2b, whose product is annotated as interferon regulatory factor 2b. The coding region runs from base 283 to 1341 and encodes 352 amino acids. Gene Ontology annotation, molecular function: RNA polymerase II cis-regulatory region sequence-specific DNA binding; DNA-binding transcription factor activity, RNA polymerase II-specific. The transcript has 9 exons. Gene Ontology annotation, cellular component: nucleus. Gene Ontology annotation, biological process: immune system process; regulation of transcription by RNA polymerase II. Lineage: Eukaryota; Metazoa; Chordata; Actinopteri; Blenniiformes; Blenniidae. The record is from RefSeq and is a predicted model, not a curated record.
GCACGGAGCGCGUGUACGGGAGGGACUUCCCGGAGCGGAGCGCAGCGCUGCGGAGCGGAGCGCCGUUGUUUUGCUUUCACUCUGCGCUCGGAAACAGAAAUAACCCGGCGUCACUUUCCCUUUUUCUGCCCCGCGUCCUCCACCUCCGUCGCCCCGCCGCCCUCUCUCCGCCCGGGGCUGCGCCGCCUCGACCUUCCCGCGGCGGGACAGCGGAGCCGCGCGGCCGUCCAGCCGGAGCAGCAGACCAACAGAAAGAAGAAACGACAGUAACAGAACAGGCUCAUGAAGCGCAGUGUGGUUGAGGAUAUUCAUCUCCUUGAUAAGGCCAUCAUGCCAGUAGAGAGGAUGAGGAUGCGACCGUGGCUGGAGGAGCAGAUCAAUUCCUGUCAGAUUCCUGGACUGAAAUGGGUGAACAAGGAGAAGAGAAUCUUCCAGAUCCCCUGGAUGCACGCUGCCCGUCACGGCUGGGACCUGGAGAAAGACGCUCCGCUCUUCAUGAGAUGGGCCAUACACACUGGUAAAUACCAGCCGGGCGUGGACCGUCCCGAUCCCAAGACGUGGAAGGCCAACUUCCGCUGCGCCAUGAACAGCCUGCCGGACAUCGAGGAGGUGAAGGACAAGAGCAUGAAGAAGGGGACCAACGCCUUCCGGGUGUACAAGAUGCUGUCGUACGAGGAGAGGAGCCUGAAGAAGGGGAAGAAGAAGACGGAGCGGGAGGGGCGAGCCAGGGCCAGCAAAGAGGCGUCCUCUCCGUCCCCGGACCGCAUCCUGAGCCGCCUGGAGGCGCUCGCCGGCGCCGCGUCCGCCGUCAAGCGGGAGGAGGUCAAGGAGGAGCCGGAGGAGCUGGUGGUGGCCGACGGAGCGCCAGCCAUCCACAGCUCGGCGGACGAGCACCUGAUCACCAGCGAGCAGCUGCCGUUCGUCUGCCAGACCAUCGAGGUGACGACCGAGAACGAGGAGCAGACCGUCAGCUCCUCCCACUCCUACCCGCUGCAGAUCUCCCCCGUGUCGUCCUGCUGCGGCAGUGAAACGGACAGCGAUACAGAAGAAAUCAAAGAGGGCAUCGGCGCGGCCUGGCGGAGGAGCUACAGCACCACGGUCCUGCGGAUCCCGUCCUGCUCCCUCCCCAGCAUGGCCACCUUCGUCAGCCCCAGCAAGCCCAACUUCCGGGUGACCAGCACGCGGGACCCCGCCCCCCUCAUCAGCUACCACGGCGGCGACUGGACGCCGCAGAACUCUCUGGUGUCGUCGGCCGGCGGCGGCGGCGGCGGCGCCCACGGCCACGGCCACGAGGCGCGCGCCAGCGUCAUCAUGAAGACCUCGGACGUCACCUCGUCCUGACCUGCAGGGGGUCCCGGGGGGCCGCGGGGCGGCGGUGAUUUGCUGUCAGCUUCGGUCUGCGGCGCCGGAGCCGCUCGUCCCAGAAGGUCAGCUUCUUCAUUCUAAUCUACUGAAUCAGAGGAAAUCGGCGUGGACGCGGUGUAACGAGACAGAAACCGUCAUGAGAACCAGGAUCCUGAUCAUGCUCUGCUCCGGGAGGUGAACCCUCGCGGUCCUCCGUCCUCUCUGGGCUCUGAUGGACCUGGCAGGGGGGACCCAGUCCGGGACGACCGGACCGUUCCUGACCCGCCGUCCACAGAGGAGGCGGAACCGCUUCCCCCGUCUGGAGCCCCAGACAGAAAUCAGUGACGCUUCAAGCUCCCUUUGCUAAAUUACCGUCUAACUCCCAGAGCCGCCACAGAGCCCGGCGCCGCCGUGCCCCUCCGCUCUCAGGACGGCCGGAGUCUCGCCGUCUGUGGCGGCUUCAGGGAAACCUCUGCUCAGUUUCACACUCGUUGGAUUUUGAAAAACUCUCAGUAAGUUAAAAAUAUCCACCAGAGAUCUGAAGCAGCCGACCGUCGUUUAAUCGAAGUGUUUGUGAUUAAUGAAUGCCUCAGAUUGAUCACACCAACCCAACCUGAUCCCAGACAGGAGGACGACUCACUACCAGGACCUGAUUUCUGUGUGUGUGUGUGUGUGUGUGUGUGUGUGUGUGUGUGUGUGUGUGUGUGGAGACCUCAGGACAGUGAACUGUGUGAUCAUGUCUUCUCCCUCUAAUCCUGUACAUAGCUCUCAUGUAUGAACGCCAGCAGCUUCAGCACCUUACAGAGUGUGUGUGUGUGUGUGUGUGUGUGUGUGAUGCGGAGAAGUGAGCCUUAUUGAAGAUUAUUGUGUGCCUUUCACAGCUUGAUUCAAACUGUCUGUGCUUCAGUCUGAUCGUCCCUCCUCCAGUUUAAAGUGUGAAAGAGCCAGAUCGACGGAUCAGUCCGCUGAUCGACCGGCUGACGGAUCAGUCCGCUGAUCGACCGGCUGACGGAUCAGUCCGCUGAUCGACCGGCUGACGGAUCAGUCCGCUGAUCGACCGGCUGACGGAUCAGUCCGCUGAUCGACCGGCUGACGGAUCAGUCCGCUGAUCGACCGGCUGACGGAUCAGUCCGCUGAUCGACCGGCUGACGGAUCAGUCCGCUGAUCGACCGGCUGACGGAUCAGUCCGCUGAUCGACCGGCUGACGGAUCAGUCCGCUGAUCGACCGGCUGACGGAUCAGUCCGCUGAUCGACCGCCUGACGGAUCAGUCCGCUGAUCGACCGGCUGACGGAUCAGUCCGCUGAUCGACCGGCUGACGGAUCAGUCCGCUGAUCGACCGGCUGACGGAUCAGUCCGCUGAUCGGCUGUCAUGACGGCUUCUCUCAGGCUCCGCCGCCAGCGACUCUCACAAGUUUCAGCCUGCCAGGUGUUUUUUUAAGGUGACAUAAGAUGCUGUGAAGAGUCAGUCCGUCUGACAGGAACUGUCUCACCAGAACUCCACAGCUUCCAGCUUCAUUCUCAGCCUUUAUUUUCUAACUGUGAGGAAAAAGAAACGCAGAAACACUAAUUUCCCUUCUAUGUUGAGUCAGUUUGGAUUUUUUGAGGUUUCGUCAUCGAUUCGUCACUUCGUUUCCAGGCCGUGUUUUCACGCCACUCGCCGUUUUGAGUUUCAUUUUUGUUCCCGCCGGAGGUUUUCCUGAGUUUCCGUGUAUUGUGGCUGAGAUUUCCCCUCUCCGGUUUGUGUUUCUGGACGUUUCGACUGCGAGCUGGAGGAGACCUGUCAGGCUGAAGCACGGCCGCUCAUAGGAAAGAGUUUCUGAAGCGAGACGCCGACACUGGACACGCCUGCCGCCUCCUCUGGGGGGCGCCGCCUCUUCCUCCGUGCCUUUGUUGACCUCAGAGGAGAUAUUUAAACUGAUCAGCGAUCGACGACAGGCGAUAUUUAAAUGUGCCAAACGCCGCCUGUACGCACCCCGCUGUGGGAAACACUCACACGUUGGCCUUAACGGGUUUUCUACACACCGAUCCUGCAGUGCGUUUGUACGCUCUCUCCUUCUUCUUCUUCUCUGGUUUUUUUUUAAAGAGUAUUGUAUCUGCUUGGCGUGGAGGACAGAGCUGCGAGCCUGCCGCCACGUCUCCCUGCAAACCCAGUGAAUCAUGAAUAAAGACCUGUUUUUCUAUUUAA